Branchiostoma belcheri (Belcher's lancelet) is the source of this 808-nucleotide messenger RNA. Its product is annotated as protein Mpv17-like. Gene Ontology annotation, cellular component: cytoplasm; membrane. The record is from RefSeq and is a predicted model, not a curated record. Lineage: Eukaryota; Metazoa; Chordata; Leptocardii; Amphioxiformes; Branchiostomatidae. The transcript is spliced from 7 exons. The coding region runs from base 90 to 644 and encodes 184 amino acids.
UGUACUGUAGUGUGUAGGAAUUUUGGUCGUGCAAGGUCGAAGGAUCUCUAAACUAGAGAAAUUUUGUCAAAAUUCAAAGAGAACCAACUAUGGCAGGCUUGUGGAGGGGCUAUGUCAGGCUGGCACAGGUCUAUCCAUUCAGGACUCAAGUUGGAACGACUGGUGUGCUGUUUCUUGUUGGAGAUGCCAUAGCCCAGUUCGGCGUGGAAAGACGGACUUUCCAGAACUACGACUACGCUCGCACGGCACGGAUGUCAGCUGUGGGGCUGCUCUGGGUGGGGCCAGUUCUCAGAACAUGGUUGGUGACUCUAGAAAGACUGGUGGUCAGUACUGGACCAACUGCUGCACUGAAGAAGAUGUGUUUAGAUCAGACCCUGAUGGCCCCGUUCUUCCUGGGUACAUUCUAUCCUGUGGUAGGCCUGAGCAGAUGGGACUCAUGGGAAGACAUCAAGCAACUAGUGAAGAAGGAGUACCUGUCAACACUGCUGAACAAUUAUAAGAUUUGGCCUGCAGUUCAGUUAGCCAACUUUUACUUUGUUCCUCUCAACUUGAGAUUGUUGGUGAUGAAUAUUGUGGCUCUGGGGUGGAAUACUUACCUGUCAUGGAGGGCAAACAUUCACACAGAAGACUCCUCUACCUCCUAGUGACAUCACACAGCUGGACUAACAAGAAUGGCCAGGAUGGGACCAUAAAAAUGUGAAGAAAAUACAAUAGCAGAAUACAGUCUUUGAUUAUACUGCUGUUGGGGUCCCUAGCACGGGUGGGCAGCAGUCAGCUAUUCUUUAUACCACAUUUCCAAGCGGCUGGA